Nicotiana tabacum (common tobacco) is the source of this 477-nucleotide messenger RNA. The record is from RefSeq and is a predicted model, not a curated record. NCBI's taxonomy places the organism in Eukaryota, Viridiplantae, Streptophyta, Magnoliopsida, Solanales, Solanaceae.
AUGGGAGAGCUAACUUUCUUUCUUGGACUGCAAAUCAAACAGUCUCCAAAAGGGAUCUAUAUUAGUCAAACCAAGUACAUCAAGGAACUCUUAAAGAAGUUUGGCAUGGAGAAUUCUAAAUCCAUUGGGACUCCAAUGAGUCCAACAACUACGCUAGAAGAAGUUGAUAAUGGAAAAAGUGUUGAUGAAAUAAUGUAUAGAGGAAUGAUUGGAUCUUUAUUAUGUCUUCCUGCUAGUCGACCAGAUAUAAUGUUCAGUGUGUGUAAAUGUGCAAUAUUUCAGUCGGCUCCAAAGGAAUCCCAUCUUACUGCACUUAAACGUAUUAUUAGAUAUCUUAUUGGGACCUCUAAAUUAGGAUUAUGGUAUGCUUACGCUAAAAAUUUUGUUUUAAAAGGUUUUUCAGAUGCAGACUUUGUAGGCAAUAAUAUCGACAGGAAAAGUACUAGUGGCACAUGCCAACGUUGGGAAAUGCACUAG